Molecule: messenger RNA, 2123 nt
Organism: Protobothrops mucrosquamatus (brown spotted pit viper)
Lineage: Eukaryota; Metazoa; Chordata; Lepidosauria; Squamata; Viperidae
Gene: CRAT
Product: carnitine O-acetyltransferase
Exons: 13
Coding region: 1-1872 (623 amino acids)
Biological process (GO): carnitine metabolic process, CoA-linked
Cellular component (GO): peroxisome
Molecular function (GO): carnitine O-acetyltransferase activity
Source: RefSeq, a predicted model, not a curated record
AUGCUCGCCUUCCUAGGCAGGAACAUGGCGAAACCGUCCAGCUGGUUGAAGCCGGUGGCGUUACGGAAGCUGCGAGGCCGCUAUCUGACCCACCAGGAGGGCCUGCCCCACCUGCCCGUCCCUCCCCUGCAGCAGACUUUGGAUCGUUACCUGCUAAUGCUGGAGCCCAUCAUUAGUGAGGACGAACUCGGCCACACCAAAGAUUUGGUGCGGGAUUUUCGGAAGCCGGGCGGCGUCGGAGAGCGGCUGCAGAAAGGGCUGGAGAGAAGAGCGCGGAAGAACGAGAAUUGGCUUUCAGAUUGGUGGCUGAAAACGGCGUAUCUGGAGUAUCGGCUGCCGGUGGUCAUCCAUUCCAGCCCUGGCGUGGUGCUGCCCAAACAGGAUUUCCUGGAUCGGCAAGGCCAACUAAGGUUUGCGGCCAAGAUGAUCGAGGGGGCUCUGGACUUCAAGACGAUGGUUGACAACGAAACUCUACCUGUGGAAUAUCUCGGCGGGAAGCCUCUUUGCAUGAAUCAGUACUACCAGAUCCUAUCGUCCUGCCGCAUCCCGGGCCCCAAACGCGACUCGGUGGUGAACUACGCCCAGGGGAAGAAAUCGCCCACCCACAUCACCGUGGUUCACAACUUUCAGUUCUUUCAACUGGAUGUUUACAGCAGCGACGGGAGCCCCCUGACCACUGAUCAGAUUUUUAUCCAGCUGGAGAAGAUUUGGAAUACAUCCCUUCAAACCAACAAGGAGCCCAUCGGGAUUUUGACAAGCAACCAUCGCAACAGUUGGGCCAAAGCCUACAACAACCUCAUCAAAGACAAGACGAACAAGGAAUCUGUGCGCACAAUUGAAAAGAGCAUCUUCACCGUCUGCUUGGACGCCCCAAUUCCUCGGGUCUCAGACGACGUUUAUAAGAGCCGAGUGGCUGCCCAGAUGUUGCACGGAGGAGGGAGUCGUUGGAAUAGUGGAAACCGCUGGUUUGACAAAACCCUCCAGUUUAUCGUGGCGGAAGAUGGAUCCUGCGGAUUGAUGUACGAACAUGCUCCGUCUGAGGGCCCCCCCAUUGUGGCUCUGCUGGAUCACAUUGUGGAGUACACAAAGAAGCCAGAGCUUGUAAGAUCCCCCAUGAUCCCGUUACCGAUGCCAAAGAAACUACGGUUUAAUAUCACCCCGGAAAUCAAGAACGAUAUUGAAGACGCCAAGCAGAAUCUCAACAUCAUGGUGCAAGAUCUGGAUAUCAAAGUCAUCGUUUUCCACCAGUUUGGGAAAAAUUUUCCCAAGUCGGAGAAGAUCAGUCCGGAUGCUUUUAUUCAAAUCGCUUUGCAGUUGGCUUAUUACAGAAUGUAUGGGGAGCUUUGCUCCACUUACGAGAGCGCCUCGCUUCGCAUGUUCCGUCUCGGGCGGACGGACACCAUUCGCUCGACCUCCGUGGAUGUGCUGAAGUUUGUCCAGUCCAUGACUGCGGACAACAUACAGGUGGGCNUCACCUCCCAUCGACCAGUACGCUCCCACAGGGUGGGUCUCCUCAGGGCCAUAAAGGGAAAUGCGAUUGAUCGUCAUCUUUUGGGCCUGAAGCUUCAAGCGAUCGAGGAUCUGGUGAGCAUUCCUGAACUCUUCAUGGACACCGCCUACGCCGUGGCCAUGCACUUCAACCUCUCCACCAGCCAGGUUCCCGCCAAGACAGACUGUGUGAUGUGUUUUGGCCCGGUGGUGCCAGACGGCUACGGCGUUUGCUACAACCCCAUGGAGGAGCACAUCAACUUUGCCGUCUCGGCCUUCAACAGCUGCAGCGAAACCAACGCUGCCCGGCUGGCCCAUUACUUGGAACAGGCCUUGCUGGACAUGCGGCUUCUGCUCCAGUCCACCCCCAAGUCCAAACUUUAAGAGGGGGAAGCCCUGGAGAGGCGAACUGCCUGCUCAACUUACUGUCAGCUGGGUGGCCUUCAUCCUGACCCUGGAUUCCCCCGAAGGAUGGAAGACUUUUCGUUGUUGCGAUGAGUUUGCGGGACGGAAAUGAACUCCACCACUUAAUAGGGGAGAUACCCCUGCCUCAUCCGCCUUCCUCUCCCUGCUCACCUUUCCUCCGCUCACAUCAGUCUGUGCCUUAAGAGCGUUUUCGCAGGGAGAAUGGGGAG